This is a messenger RNA of Stylophora pistillata, 458 nucleotides long. Its product is annotated as coiled-coil domain-containing protein 167. The record is from RefSeq and is a predicted model, not a curated record. NCBI's taxonomy places the organism in Eukaryota, Metazoa, Cnidaria, Anthozoa, Scleractinia, Pocilloporidae.
CUUUGUUUCUCCUACACAAGCUGUGUUUACUUACGUUCGAAUACACCAAGAAAGAUAAAAAUUUUUUAUACCGUGGCGAAUUCCUAGGUCUCUACACUGAGGAUGGCUACAAUUGUUAACCAGAUUGAGGAACUUGAAAAUGAUAUAAAAGGUUGUGAAGAUGAACUGGACAUGAUUGAUAGAAGACUUCGCUUAAAGAAAUUGUCAGAUAGUGAAAGAGAUGGGUUGAUAGACAGACAAGAGCAGGUACAGGAGAAACUUAAAGAACACGAGAAAUCUUUGGGAACUCUACGAAAAGAAAACAGAAAGUCCAUGGCUGUGUCUGUAGCAAUUCUAGGACUUUUGUUUUUGGGAUAUCUGUUUUUUUUUAGCUGAUUGUAAUUUUGUCUUUGAUAGUAUUAUUGUACAGAGAUCUCUAAAUAAAAACAAUUGAAAAACACCAUUUGGUGUAAAAAUCA